CUUUGUAAACAUGUCGAGCUCUUGGCUGGUUUGCCUCUUGGCCUUUCUCGUCAGUUUGGUGGCCUUGACUCAAGGUCUUCCCCUUCUGGAGGACCUGGAUGAGAAGAGUGUUCCGGGAGGCCGCAUUGUGGGUGGCUAUGCGACGGACAUAGCGCAGGUCCCGUACCAGAUUUCCCUGCGCUACAAGGGUAUCAGCACGCCGGAGAAUCCCUAUCGCCAUCGUUGCGGAGGAUCCAUUUUCAAUGAGACCACAAUAGUGACAGCGGCGCACUGCGUCAUCGGAACGGUGGCCAGUCAAUAUAAGGUGGUGGCCGGGACAAAUUUCCAAACCGGCUCCGAUGGCGUAAUCACCAAUGUCAAGCAGAUGGUUAUGCACGAAGGUUACUACUCGGGAGCUGCCUACAACAACGACAUUGCCAUUCUGUUUGUGGAUCCCCCAUUGCCGCUCAACAACUUCACCAUCAAGGCCAUUAAGCUGGCCUCGGAACAACCAAUUGAGGGAACGGUCAGCAAGGUCAGCGGAUGGGGAACCACUUCUCCCGGUGGCUACUCCUCGAACCAACUGCUCGCGGUCGAUGUUCCGAUUGUAAGCAACGAGCUCUGUGACCAGGACUACGAGAACUUCGGCGACGAGACCUACCACAUCACAUCCGCCAUGUUGUGUGCCGGGAAACGGGGUGUCGGUGGUGCGGAUGCCUGCCAGGGUGAUUCCGGAGGACCGUUGGCGGUGCGCGAUGUGCUCUAUGGAGUCGUGUCUUGGGGCAACAGUUGCGCACUGCCCAAUUAUCCUGGCGUCUAUGCCAAUGUGGCGAACCUGAGGCCUUGGAUCGAUGCCGUUCUGGCGGGGCUCUAAAUUAAUUAUAUCACCCAUUCCACGUUUUGUAAAUAAAUUGGCUUCUGCAGCCACGUGCCCUAGGG
Messenger RNA from Drosophila mauritiana, 918 nucleotides. RefSeq names its product trypsin zeta. Gene Ontology annotation, biological process: proteolysis. The transcript has a single exon. The coding region runs from base 11 to 853 and encodes 280 amino acids. Lineage: Eukaryota; Metazoa; Arthropoda; Insecta; Diptera; Drosophilidae. The record is from RefSeq and is a predicted model, not a curated record. Gene Ontology annotation, molecular function: serine-type endopeptidase activity.